This is a messenger RNA of Sphaerodactylus townsendi, 5852 nucleotides long. RefSeq names its product MTSS I-BAR domain containing 1 (gene MTSS1). The record is from RefSeq and is a predicted model, not a curated record. Gene Ontology annotation, cellular component: actin cytoskeleton; cytoplasmic side of plasma membrane. NCBI's taxonomy places the organism in Eukaryota, Metazoa, Chordata, Lepidosauria, Squamata, Sphaerodactylidae. Gene Ontology annotation, molecular function: phospholipid binding; actin binding. Gene Ontology annotation, biological process: adherens junction maintenance; positive regulation of actin filament bundle assembly; plasma membrane organization.
GCGCCCGUGACGCGCCUUUCCCGGGGAGGCAAGGUUCCAAAGGUUCUGGGGAAGGUGGCGCGCGCCCUGGCGUGCAUGUAGCUCUGCUUUCGGGUUGCAAAGGAGGGGAGGAAGCCCGUAGCGAAGGCGGGCGGCGGAGCAGGGAGGGCACGGCCGGCUGAGGAGCCUCGGCGAAGGGGCUCCUUUUGUUUUGGUCCGCUGCCCGUAGUAGAUUCUUUCCUUUCGCAUUUUGGGGGUGUGCGCGUGAAACCCAAUCCGCCCCUCUGCUGCAGUCUUGGCGCUUCCCGCUCUCUGCAAUUCGACUGAAUGCACUAAAUAACGCCCCCCCCCUUCCAAGGCGGAGGGGGUCUCCUUUUUUCUGCAGGGUGGCUUUAAAAAAAAAGCACCUAUAUUAUUAGGUGCGAGCAGCAGCAGCAGCUCCGGCGGACGGCUUUGCAGCUGCCUCUCGAAUCGCUGGCUGCGGGGGGGAGGCGGAUCCGCCGGGCGCCUCCGAUGCAUUUCUGAGCAGCUGGCCAGCGAGCUCCCCCGCCUCGAGCCGACUUGUUGUGUGGGCAUGAGCCAUCAUGGGCAGCGCUGGGCUGGCUUGCUCGCCUCGUGCAGAGGAGAUAGAGACGUCUUGAUCUUGUUAUUUCCCCCUCCUGCCCUCCCUCCCUCGCAGCUCGGGCAGCUUUUCUCGGGGUCGCGUUGCUAGGCGCUGGGUGCAAGCAAUAGCCGCCCGUCACCUCGGGGGUUAGAGUAGCCUCCAAGAGGAAGGGGGCUUGAUCUGUCUCCCCCAGCCCAGAUCUUGCUAUUUUAUCCGUGUGGGGUUUUUUGUUUAAUCCCUCAUCCCCGCCCCGCCGAGGGCUAGAAACUGGAGUCGGGUUGUUGUAGUAAGGUUGGUGGUGAAACCGCAGCGAUUCCUGCGCUGCCGUCUUGGAUCGAGGGGGAAAAGAUGGAGGCGGUGAUCGAGAAGGAAUGUAGCGCGCUGGGAUGCCUCUUCCAAACCACCAUCGGGGACAUGAAGGGAAGUUAUCCGAUUUGGGAAGAUUUCAUCAACAAAGCAGGGAAGCUACAGUCUCAGCUUCGGACGACCGUAGUAGCAGCAGCUGCCUUCUUGGAUGCCUUUCAGAAAGUGGCUGAUAUGGCGACCAACACACGAGGUGCUACCCGAGAAAUCGGCUCCGCUCUGACCAGAAUGUGCAUGCGGCACAGGAGCAUAGAGUCCAAACUCCGGCAGUUUUCCAGUGCUUUAAUUGACUGUCUGAUAAACCCACUUCAAGAGCAGAUGGAAGAGUGGAAGAAGGCUGUUAAUCAACUGGAUAAAGACCACGCAAAAGAGUACAAAAAGGCUCGCCAGGAGAUAAAAAAGAAGUCCUCGGACACCCUGAAACUACAAAAGAAAGCAAAGAAAGGAAGAGGAGACAUCCAGCCUCAACUGGACAGUGCGUUACAAGACGGUGACAAGUACCGCAAGCUGUGAAGAAGCGAGGAGAAGCAGGCCGUCAGGAAAGCCCUGAUUGAAGAACGCGGCAGGUUCUGCUCGUUCAUUUCCAUGCUGCGGCCUGUCAUAGAAGAAGAAAUAUCAAUGCUGGGAGAAAUAACCCAUCUACAGACCAUAUCAGAAGAUCUGAAAAGCCUCACUAUGGAUCCUCACAAACUGCCAGCAUCAAGUGAACAGGUAAUCCUAGAUUUGAAAGGUUCUGAUUACGGUUGGUCCUAUCAGACCCCUCCAUCUUCACCCAGUACCACCAUGUCCAGGAAAUCCAGCGUCUGCAGCAGUCUGAACAGUGUUAACAGUAGUGACUCCCGGUCAAGCGGCUCACACUCUCACUCACCCAGUUCGCACUAUCGCUACCGCAGCUCCAACCUGCCUCAGCAGGCGCCGAUGAGGCUUUCCAGCGUGUCCUCGCACGACUCCGGAUUCAUGUCCCAGGAUGCCUUUCAGUCCAAGUCGCCGUCUCCUAUGCCGCCGGAAGCACCGAACCAGUUGUCUAAUGGGUUUUAUCACUAUAGUUUGUCAAGUGGUCCAUCUUUAGCCUCAAUUGGUGCAGGGCCCAUUCCUCAUUUCCCGUCUGUCUCCCACGCAUGGACCCGGGCUUCCUCCUCCACCCUCCUUCCAGACCACGGUCAUUAUUACACCAUUGGGCCAGGCAUGUUUCCAUCAUCUAAGAUCCCUAGCUGGAAGGAUUGGGCUAAGCCAGGUCCUUAUGACCAGCCUAUGGUAAACACUUUGCAACGCCGCAAGGAAAAACGAGAUGCGGACCCUGCUGGGGGAGGCCAGAAUGGACCGCCUCUUCCCACAGAGGAAGCCCAAAGACCCCGGAGCAUGACGGUGUCAGCCGCCCCAAGGCAAGGAGAGGAGAUGGAGGCGUGCGAAGAGCUGGCGUUGGCUCUCACCCGUGGGCUGCAGCUGGACACCCAGAGAAGCAGCCGGGACUCCUUGCAGUGCUCCAGCGGCUACAGCACCCAGACCACCACGCCCUGCUGCUCGGAGGACACGAUCCCCUCGCAAGUUUCAGACUACGAUUAUUUCUCUGUCAGUGGGGACCAAGAGACAGAGCAGCCAGAAUUCGACAAAUCUUCAACUAUUCCCAGGAACAGUGACAUCAGUCAGUCUUACCGCCGAAUGUUCCAUGCGAAGCGUCCUGCUUCGACCGCCGGCCUGCCAACCACACUGGGGCCCGUGAUCGUUACGCCCGGCGUAGCAACCAUCAGACGGACCCCUUCUACCAAACCGGCCGUCAGACGUGGGACCAUAGGGACGGGGCCCAUCCCGAUCAAGACACCCGUGAUUCCCGUCAAAACACCAACCGUCCCAGACCUCCCGGGAGGGCUGCCGAGCGUGCCAAGCAGCGCGGAAGAAAGCCCCGAACAAAGUCCUGAAGCAGGAGGGGGCAACAAUGGGGUCACGGGGAUGUCCUCCUCUUGGAGCGGCCAGGCGUCUGUCAACCCUCCGCCCACAAGUCAGAAGCCGAGCACCAUAGAGGAGCAGAGACAGACGGCCCCUGAAAGCGAGGGAGAAGAAAGCAAGAGGGAGAGCCCAGGUCUCACUGCUCCCCCAUGCCAGCCUGCCCCUCAGUCGGCAGACCAGGGCGCCGGGGAGUCCCCACAAGGCGAAGACAUGCUGAACGCCAUUCGGCGGGGAGUUAAGCUGAAGAAGACCACCACGAACGAUCGGUCAGCCCCCCGCAUUUCCUAGAUGCUAAACCACUGCCAGAGUUUCCAACGUAACAGAGACUGAACUAUCGGAUGUCUCUCGAUUCAUUCCACUGUACAAUCAGAUUUUUGUAGGAUGCCUAGUGACAGACAGCUGGAAAAGCUCUCUGUAAAAAAUUGGGGUUAGGGAGGGAGGGGGAAGGCAUUUGCAAACUAAAAGGCUUAAAGCGCAACCACUUCCUGACUUUUAAUUUUGGGGCUUUUUUUGUAAAUACUGCUGAUUAUUUUUCUGCACAGUUUUUUUAAAAAAUUCUGAGUUUCCCUUUUAAUUUUUUUUUCUGAAGGUGCCAAAUCCCCAUUUAACUUUUUUAUAUAACUUUGUAAAGUUUUACAUGCGUAGAAGGAAGACGAAUACAAUAAACAUUUAAGUAGCUUAAAUAUUUCAGCUGGGGGGGGGAGGGGAGGGAGAAGGCUGCCAGGAGGUUGCUAAGUGUUGUGUUUUCACUCUCACGAGCUUUUUGUAGAGCGCCUUGUCGUAAUAGCAAGGAGACAUCUUUUUUUUUUAAUAAAUAAUUUUAACCUUCAGAGGCCUGAGCGAAGAAAAGGCCCUCGUAGAGGUACAAGGAAGUGCUUGCGCACCUCCAAAGCAGGAAACAGCGGCUGGUUGAUUAAAGCAAUAUAUAGCGGAAGAGACACAGCCUCGGAUUGGUUAGAGAGGGUGAUGGGGUUAGACAAAGGGGGAGGGAACUUACUGUUGCACAAGUAGCCGCCUAGCUGUAGCUUUAUGGUAAGUGCGUCUGAAUAAGCCAUAUUGGAUUGCAGUGUUGUUUCUGUAGGAUGUUUAAAGACACUUGGGUGCUUACCACUAGGAACUUCUUCUGCGUCGGUCCCUUACGGGGCUGCAUAACAGCGCUCACCCUAGAAAAGCGUCUGUGGGAUUGUUCUUUCGGAGUCUUCGUUUUGUCCUCAUUCAUUUUCUCUAGGACUUUACAGCACCGUUUAAGCAUGCCCAUCUGAACCAGAGUCUCUCCCCCCCCCCCCAAUUGUUUUCUGUUUUUGUUAAAUAAUUUUCAGUGGCAGAAACUUUUUGCUAAAAGACAGAGAGAAAUACCAGGGAGAUCUCUACUCCAUAGCUUUUUACCUUUUACUGGUGAUGCCCAGCAGGCUGGGUAGCUCAACUAACACAUUGAGAAAACGACUGAUAGAUCAGAUUAGCAAACAGCUGGGAGUUUGAGUAAAACUAGCAACGCAUUUCCGGGGGGGGGGGGGGUUUCCAUCCCUCUCCCUUCUCUUAAAUAGUAGUUUGAAUUGGCUUUUUCAAUGAAAUAACGAGAGAUGUGGGAAUCGGAGAGGGACCGGGGAAAACACAGUUUUCGUUUUAUUACAAAGGAAGGAGGGGGUUUGACCACUAUUGUUUUUAAAUUUUUUUCUCAGCUGUAUUUUUGGGGAGCUGUUAAUAGACAAAUUUCUAGCUAGGGAUUUUCUUUUGUUAAGACGACAAGUUAUCGCUGCGACACAGUCAUUUCAUGGGGUCGGUAGAAACGUGCACGGCUCAGACACUUCGGUUUUUUCUGCGUUGGUGGGUUUUAAAAAAACAAAACAAAAAGACCCUGCAAUCUAUACGGAUACCUUCUGCCUUAUCUCUAUAUGGGUAACGCAAGCGGAACAAUUAGACGACAGACCUGUGCGUUUUGCAAGAAAUGUGCCACCCGUGGUGGAAGGAGCCGGUUCACGCGCCUGCGCACAAUAGAGCUCCUUUGCUCGCCGGAGAGAAUUCCAAUCGGCUGCUAUCUUGCCUACAUAACCUCUUAUGCUUUAGACUACAUAACUGCAUUGGAUGUGAGACGUAUCGUAAAACUGUAUAGUCACUGUGUUCUAUAUACAUUUACACUGCUGUGUUGCUGAACACUUUUUAAAAUGUUACGGCUUCAGAAGCAAGCGACUGAGCAUGACCCUUAACGAAAGAAACGGAUGCUUUCUCCUUUGCGAAACGGCCGCUUCCCUCCUGAACAACGGUGCCUGCGGCGGUAGCCUAGCCAGUCGGUGACGUAGCCGAUGCGUUCUGCAAAUGACGCUUCGAAAUCCCCACUGCCUUCAACGAACAACUCUUUAAAAACAAUAAGUCUCGCUGGACAAAGGAUGCAGUCCGUCGAGAUGAUUUCCUGGCAUGUUUCAUUUUUAACUAAACCGGUGUUUCACAAGGGCUCUGCUAUCUUCCUGCCUCUCCAUUCAUCCAAGUGAGGUUUAUGCAGGAGACAUUCCCAACUUGUUUGCAUCUGAAGUGUGUCUGGGGUGGGGUGGGGGAUCCUCGGGAAGCAGCUGUGCCUCCCGGAGCACAGCUUUUCUCUUUAGUUCUUUUACACACUAGGAUUUAACCCUUGGUUUCAAAUUUUAUGAUUAAACAGUUGCCAAAAUUCAAUGUUAGAAUGUGACCAGCCACAUUGAAUAGUUCUGUUGGGAGUUCCCCCCCCCCCCCUUUUGUGUUCCUUGCCUAUUGUAAAAGCAGUGUCACCGUUUUAAUAAAAUGUUUCUAAUGGUAAGUUAUUGUGCUUUAGUUGCUAGUUUGUACUGAGAGUUGACCUCUCCCUACCUGCACCGUUUUUGUUCUGACUGCUAUAAAUACAAAAAAAUAAAUAAAGUUGCUGUUAACUGUGUUGCCCUUCUACAUUGUAAUUGCUUCAGCCUAUAUUAUAAAUAAAGACCUGCUGAUAAACCUC